Messenger RNA from Cladophialophora psammophila CBS 110553, 1332 nucleotides. RefSeq lists its product as uncharacterized. Lineage: Eukaryota; Fungi; Ascomycota; Eurotiomycetes; Chaetothyriales; Herpotrichiellaceae. The record is from RefSeq and is a predicted model, not a curated record. Bases 1 to 1332 code for a protein of 443 amino acids. The transcript is spliced from 3 exons.
AUGGCGGGACCUCGAGAAGUCGGAUCCGUUGGCAUUGGCAUUCUUGCGCUCGCCCGAUCAUCGAUCGCACACGCCAACAACGUCGCGCGGGACUCGUCAGAACCUGAUCCCAAUAUUUCCAAUGGUACCUGUUACUACUCGCCGGAUAACCAGGCGGACCCAAGCUACAUACCGUGCGGAAACACAGUUUUUGGCGUCUUUACUUGCUGUGAGGCUGGAUCGAACUGCUUGGCCCAUAAUGCCUGCUACUCGAAUGAUGGAAACACCUAUCUUGCGGGUUGCACAGAUCCUACAUACUCGGAUCCAUCGUGUCCAGAUAAGACCCCUUAUGAUGAUCAACAGUGGACAGGUCUAGUUUAUUGCAAUGGUACCUCAGAUGAAUGGACAUUAUGCGAUGAUUCGGGCUCAGGAAGUGACACAGUCACUCCUUGGCAAGGAUGCUUCUGCCCGGAAGAUCAGAGUUUGCGGAAUGUAGCCUUUUCUGCUCCGGCUUCUAUAGCGCCGCACAUCAGUUUGCCCUUGUCAAGUGGCGGGACUAUGAGCCUCUUCGACGGAUAUAGCCUAAGCACCUAUGUCACCAGCACAGCAGCUUCCACUACUACAGAAACGAGUAGCUCUUCGAGCACUCCUAUCUCAACUUCCACGAUAAGCUCUUCGGACACCCCUAUCUCGACUUCCCACACGAUCACAUCGCAUUCCACAACCAGCAUACCCUUUGCGGCUUCUGCAUCUAGUAAUCCGGCCCUUGAAUCCGCCCACGACGGAACAGGCUUGAGUCCGGGCGCCAAAAUUGGAAUAGGCGUUGGCGUGAGUCUUGGUGGCCUCAUAGCUUUAGCUGUGAUCUCUGCCAUGGCGCUCUAUAUCCGUCGCUUGAAACGAGGGCAAUUUAAGCAAGGAGACACCGUCACCCGGCCAAACUCUAAGCUCUCUGCAAUGAGAGACGGUCAACUCGAUGGCUUGGCGGAUGGGUUUCCCGGUCAUUCUGGCACCACAUCUGAGUUGGCUGGUAACGAGUCCAGAGAAUUCACUUCACUGGUGAGUCCAGCGGCAAGCCAGCGAGCGUGGACUCGCCCGAUGUCCGUGGAAGUGGAAGGGAGUGUUCCCAAACAUCGGAGUCUAGUGAGUCCUCAAUCUCAGGAAUUGGUUCGUGCUACACCAGGCCACAAGGCAUAUGAAGGAGCUCAAGAAAUGCCCGUUGAAGUGCAAGAGGGUCCAACUUCGCGUGGCAUUUCGCAGGCCUCAUAUCUGCCGGGCAGACAGGUUGGAGAUGGUUUGUAUGAGAUGCCGGGUCAUUUGCCCGGCUCUGAAUUUCUUGAGAAGCGAUUUACUUAG